GGACAAGCUAGGUAUUUUGUAGACACAUUUUGAAGUAAGAUGGAGUGACACAAGAAGACUAUUCCAAAUGACGGGCAACAAGAUUGUGAGAAGGGACAGAGAUGAGGGUGAUGCUUAAUGAAGUGCGGAGCUGAGUAAAGGAUGACUGGGUUCAAGAGAGAGGCUGGAACAAGUCGAGCUUCAUGCCCAUUUGAAUGGCUCCGUCAGUUCUGUUACUAUGAAAAAACUUGUGGCCCAGAAACCGUAUCUUCAAAUCCAUAAUGGAAUGAUAAUGAUUGACAAGGGGAAGAAAAGGACUUUAGAAGAAUGUUUUCAGAUGUUUAAUAUCAUUCAUCAGAUUACCAAUAGGACCGAAGAUAUAUUACUGGUAACUAAAGAUGUUAUUAAAGAAUUUGCUGCAGAUGGGGUCAAGUAUCUGGAGUUAAGGAGCACACCUAGAGAAGAAAAUGGCACUGGCAUGACCAAAAGGACAUAUGUGGAAGCUGUACUUGAAGGAAUAAAACAGUGUAAAGAGGAGGAUUUGGAUAUAGAUGUCAGGUUUUUAAUAGCAAUAGAUAGAAGAGGUGGACCUAUUGUGGCCAAGCAAACUGUUAAACUUGCUGAAGAGUUCCUCCUUUCCACCGAUGGGAUUGUGGUAGGGCUUGACCUCAGUGGUGAUCCCACCGCAGGACAUGGCAAAGAUUUUUUUGAACCCCUUUUCGAAGCAAAAAAGGCAGGACUGAAACUGGCAUUGCAUCUUUCAGAGAUCCCAAAUAAAGAAGAGGAGACCAAAAUUCUUCUUGGCUUGCCUCCAGACAGAAUUGGACAUGGUACAUUUCUCAGCUCUACAGCAGGUUCAGAGGACCUUGUGCAGCUUGUUAGACAGAAUCGCAUACCUAUAGAACUUUGCAUGACGUCAAACUUCAAAAGUCAGACUGUACCUUCCUGUGACAAACACCAUUUUGGAUACUGGUACAACAUUGGCCACCCUACUGCACUUUGUACUGACGAUAAAGGUGUCUUUGCAACAGAUCUGUCUCAGGAAUACCAGCUGGUUGCUAAAACAUUUAAUCUGACGCCAUCACAGAUAUGGGACCUCUCCUAUGAAUCAAUCAACUAUAUCUUUGCUUCAGACAGUGUAAAAUUGAAGCUAAGGGAACAGUGGCAUAAACUGAAACCAAGUCUACUAAGUAAUUGAACUAUAGUUAUAAAUAGAUGAAAACUGAAUAUACUAAGUCAGUUAAUAAGGAUGAGCUGCCUAAGAGAUUCUGUCUUUGCCCUUUUUAAUUUUUAUACAACCAUAGGACCCAGUCCUGCAGCCUCUGUUUAUAUGAAUUAAGGGCUACAGGAACAGACCCUUAUUUAACCAGGAUGAGAGAGAAGUUCCUUUCCACACUUUGUCUGGAAAAAGUCUGUCAGUGAGUAAAAUUCAAGAUUUUUCAUGUACUAAAUACCAUAUUCACUGUAGAGAAACUAAUUUUUUAAUUACUUUUUGCUGAAAUAUGUUAAAAUAUCACAAAUAUUGGAACAAUCGUAACAAAAUAAAGUUGAGUAGGAAAAGAACAUAAUACACACAUAGCAACAAUGUGCUAAGCAGUAUGUAUAUGUUUUUCUAUAUCAAUCUUAAGUAGGCUGAUGGAGUAGAAAGAUAUGAACAAUCUCAGGGAGAAAAAAAUACUUGUCAAUAAGAUCUUCACACUCAGUUAAGAGACAUAUUAGAAUUGUUUCUGCUGAUAUAGAUGUCUGACCAAAGCUUUCUGUGGGUAGUUUAAUGAAUACGCUGACACAAUCAAACUGAACUACACUAUCGACACACUCAGAAUUAACAGUGUGUUACGGUGUCCCUGUAUUACACUGGCAAGCAGAAAAAAAUUCUAAAAACAAAUUCAACCCAUGUGACAUGUUUAUGGGGUUUUGUUUUUACAAUUCUUUGACAAUUUAAUUUCUUUCCAUUUUUUUUUUAAAACAAAAAAUAGCUUUUUUGUUGCUGUGUGUUUCUAAAACCACUACUUUUGUUUUUGCUCAGAAUUUGUAGAUUGGAGGCAUGUAAAUUCUGCAGCAAAUUAUGUGAAGUUGUAUCAUUUAUAAGGGAUGCUUUCCUUAUACUAAGUGAUACCAUAUCUGUUUUGACACCAUAGGGAGCUCCUUAGUUUGAGAAAUGAGAUGUGGUUUUUGUCAGUAUUAUUAAUUUAUGCAUUGAUAGAUCUGUCACCCUUCGCAGAAGUAUCACUGAGAACACAAUCUUGCCAUAUGUGGCCCCUAUAUCACUUAAGAGACUGUGUUUUGUGAGUAUUUAGGUAAUUGUACUAGGAAUUGGGAUUUCACUUCAUAAAGUAGGAAAGAGAUUCCACCAUGUAGAACUUUGGUCCUAUUACUUCAGGCAAUCCCUCUGCUGUCUGAGUUUCAGGAGACCAGACUAUUAAUGGCCUAUGACAGACUGCAUUUUUUGCAAUGCUAAUGAAAGUAGACCAUACUGAAUGUUCUGAAGUUAUAAAGGCAAUCUGUUUGAUGAGUC
Messenger RNA from Dermochelys coriacea (leatherback sea turtle), 2494 nucleotides. RefSeq names its product adenosine deaminase like (gene MAPDA). Lineage: Eukaryota; Metazoa; Chordata; Testudines; Dermochelyidae. The transcript is spliced from 10 exons. The record is from RefSeq and is a predicted model, not a curated record. Gene Ontology annotation, molecular function: adenosine deaminase activity. Gene Ontology annotation, biological process: adenosine catabolic process; inosine biosynthetic process. Bases 218 to 1177 code for a protein of 319 amino acids.